Messenger RNA from Anguilla rostrata (American eel), 7551 nucleotides. Its product is annotated as GDNF family receptor alpha-2-like. Gene Ontology annotation, molecular function: signaling receptor activity. The record is from RefSeq and is a predicted model, not a curated record. The transcript has 9 exons. Gene Ontology annotation, biological process: nervous system development. Bases 1289 to 2716 code for a protein of 475 amino acids. Gene Ontology annotation, cellular component: external side of plasma membrane; signaling receptor complex. NCBI's taxonomy places the organism in Eukaryota, Metazoa, Chordata, Actinopteri, Anguilliformes, Anguillidae.
CUUGUGUACAGUACGCACCUCCUCUUUUUCAGUGGAGCCCUCGCCUUCGAGAAAGGUUUUGUUUUAGGCAUAGCUGAAAGACCGUUUCUGAUCUCGCGGGGCAUCAGGCGGUUAUUACGCACGUUUGCGUUGCAGUUCUGUCGAUAAUUUGUUUCAGGAGAGGUGUCUGUGCUCUAGCAUUCAAGAAAAGAGGUCCGUAAAGUUCAUCUCGUUACCGGCUGCUAAAGUAAAGCUCAGCACUUCUGAUUGUGCGCGGUCUGACGUGCGGAGCUCAUUUGAGGGGGCAGGAGCACAAGGCUCAACCAAAGGAAAAGGCGUACGAAUUAAUUUGCAAGAGGAAUCUGGAAGAGACGCAACAUUUGGUGGAAGACGUUUCGAAACGGCUGUUUCCUCCCUCAAGUUCGCACAACUGAUUGUUUCCUUGAACCUUUUAAAACAACUCUUCGCACUGGAGACAAACACAUGAAAGAAUAAGCUUGUUCCUCUCGUUUGUAUUGGGUUACCAGUGGGUAUGCGAAAAAUAAUGGCUCUAAGUUCAUCUAAUUUGUCAGCGUUUGCUAUGGAAUUAUCCUAGUUUUGCUGAUGACAAGGACGCGUCCACACUGUCUCGGUUAGGUUGUUAAUGAUUAAAUUCACUAAUUUGCUGCCCUGGCAUUUAAAAUGUGUCUCCAAAACAUUGCGAGGGCAGACCAAUCAUUCUUUUCUGGCUAGAUACAGAAGAACGGAAAUAACGAAGAAAAAUAACUCCUUUUUCGAUUUCUGUGUUGUGUGCAUCUUGUGCGUUUUUCCCGCCGUGCAAAGUUGGUGACUAUCAGGAUCUUGGUUGAGGGGAUCCUCCUUUUAGAGGAAAUCGGUGGAUGACAAGCAAGAGAAAUCUGGACCUACAGAGCAGAACAGGCUUGACAAGCGUAGUAUUUGAACGCAGCGUUUAUUUGUCUUUUUGUCGUUUGGAACGCCGCGUUAAUACCUGCAUUCGAAGGGAUAUUACUGUUUACAUAAUAAACCCCGAAUAAGAGUUCUGUGGGAAUCUCUGGAUUGAAUUGCUUCAUUUGAAGUUUCCCCCCCGAAUUGGAUUAUUUAGAGGUUGUAGUUGUUUGCACAGGGACUGCACAGAUAUCGAAAAAUACUGAAGACAUGCUCGGAUAUUCAGAUUUACGCACCGUUGGAACCACACCGGAGUGCUAACGAGCAGUGAAGGAAAUUAUCAUAAAUUUAUCAGGAGCAAGAAAAUUGGAUAGGGGCUUCGCUGUUACCAGCUCCCUGAGUCGGAGUUCCCUUUGGAUUUAUCAUGAUGUUCAUGCAUAUUUUCAGUGUUCUGUUUUUCUUAGAUGAAGUGGUUUGCUCCUUGGCCAGCGUCUCCGCGGUGUCCGGGGCGGGGACCCACGGCUGGAGGACCCCGGUGGACUGCGUGAGGGCCAGCGACAUGUGCAACCAGAACUCUCAGUGCAGCUCCCGCUACCGCAUCAUGCGCCAGUGUCUGGCGGGAAAGGACAGCAACACCAUGCUGGCCAACAAGGAGUGCCAGGCGGCGCUGGAGGUGCUGCAGGAGAGCCCCCUGUACGACUGCCGCUGCAAGCGGGGCAUGAAGAAGGAGCUACAGUGCCUGCAGAACUACUGGAGCAUUCACAUGGGCCUGACCGAAGGUGUGGAAUUCUAUGAAACAUCCCCAUACGAGCCUGUGACUGUUCGCCUGUCUGAUGUUGUUCGUCUGGCUUCAAUUAUCUCAGGAAUGGACUCAGCCACCGUGAGGGCGAACCACUGCUCGGACUCGGGGAAGCUCUGCAACCCCUGCCUGGACGCGGCCAAGGCGUGCAACCUGAACGACACCUGCAAGAAGCUGCGCUCCACCUACAUCGCCACCUGCAACCGGGGCUCCAACCUGCUGAUGCCCACCGAGCCGUGCAACCGCAAGCGCUGCCACAAGGCCCUGCGGCAGUUCUUCGACCGCGUCCAGACCGACUACAGCUACCGGCUGCUCUUCUGCUCCUGCCGGGACAAAGCCUGCGCGGAGCGGAGGCGGCAGACCAUCGUCCCCUCGUGCGCCUACGAGGAGAAGGUCAAGCCCAACUGCCUGGAGCUGAGGAACACCUGCCGCUUGGACCCCUUCUGCAGGUCAAGACUGGCCGAUUUCCACAUGAAUUGCCAGAUGACCCCGCACUCGAUCACCAGCUGCCCCAAUGACAACUACCAAGCGUGCUUGACAUCUUAUGCCGGGCUCAUUGGAUCGGACAUAACCCCAAACUACGUGGACGCCAGCUACACAAAUUUCACCAUCUCUCCGUGGUGCUCCUGUCGGGGCAGUGGAAACUUUGAAGAGGAGUGUGAAAAGUUCCUGAGGGACUUCAGAGAAAACACUUGCCUGAGGAAUGCCAUUCAAGCCUUUGGAUAUGGAACAGACACCAGCCUGGUUUCCAAACCGGUGACUGUCCCACCCACGCCGUCGGUGAGGCCUGAUUUGGAGACGGAGAGCAUACCCAAGCCUUCGGUCAACACCAAUGACAUCAAGCCCGGAGUAGACGCCUGCGUCUUUGCCACCUGUGCCAGCCUGAAGGAAAAUGGACCAAAGUGUAAUCUCUCCAAAAACUACAUCUGUGAGAUGGAUCCCAACGCAGAGACCUCCAUCGUCCCAUGGGAGGGGAGAUCGUCCAGUUCCUGUGCCAGUGGAAGGGCAGUGAUCGUCUGUCUGUCCUACGUGCUCUUCAAGCUGGCUCUAUAAAAAAAAACCUUCCGCAGUUCACUCAUUAACCAACAACCGGAGGAAAUCAAGCAUAAACAAGCCCCACAACAAGGACCUUGAGAAACCACACGCCCUCUCUCUCUCUGCAGCUCUCUCCUCUCUGGCGACAAGGAUGGCGAAAGGGAUUCCCGAGGAACAUAUCAAGGGCUGCCGUACUGCAAGAUUUCACGUGGCACAGAGAGAGAAAGACGGUUGUAGAUCGCGCCAACUCUAGAUUCCAAAGUCGAGACCUAUGGAAUAACUCUGAAACUGCUCCACUAGGCCUCCUUCCCAGCUGCUUGGUAGACCAGUUAAUAAUCAAGACAGAGGAGCGGAAGCCAUGUCUCAUCAUGUGCAAGUGCUUCUGACCCACAGGUCAGAGGCAUCUCUGGUGAUGGUGGUUCCAUCAUUGUCGUUUUCUUCUUUUGCCCAGACCCACAGCGGCAGAAGCUCAUCUGCGUGUAAUCGCUCUCUCUCUCGCCACCCCUUCUUUCUCUCACAUCCUGAUUUGGUCUGCUGUCCUUCAGCAAAUGCACCCGCUUUUCUGUCUGGUGUCUGCAUUUUUUUUUUCAAUCCAUAACAGAAAACGGCGUUCAUCGCUUAUCACUAAAAAAAUGAUUUUAGGUAUAAACCUUAUUCAGUUGACAAUGUAUAAAUUUGUGUAGGUACUGUAAAUGUCCUACAGCUCUUUUAUUCCGGUACUUUUUUGUUGACAAAUUCUAAAAAAAAAUAAAAUAAAAAAUGUAAAAAAAUAAAAAAUUUAAAUUAAUUUAAAAAAAACUGUCUUGAAGUGUGAACCGACAAAGUUCUCACUGGAAAUAUGUUCUUGUUGGAAGUUGGCAGGAGUUGGCCAUUGUGUAUAAUUUUGUCUGUGAGUAUAGAUACAAAUUGUUUCCCUUGAAAUGUACAGAUGUAAUUUCUUAUGUACUAAAAAUGUUUGAGAGGUAGGGCAGUGAUGUGCAAGCUCAUAGCGAGCUCAGAGAGAACAAAGGAAAAGAUCAGCCGUGGUGAUUGCACUGGGCUGAGGAACCUGACAGUGCCAAUAAUGCUAGAUGUAGGCUGUCAUUAUGUGUAAUAGUUUUUUCUUUUCUUUUUUUCUUUUGCCUAUACAGACUGAACAUAUUCAAAGAAACAAAGCUCCAGGGACAAUGAAACAAAGCAUCAUUUGCUUCAAAAGUAAAUUGUUGUUGUAUAAUAUAGUGUGCAAUCUAUCGCGUGGCCUUACUCUCUUUUUUAUUUUUUUCUUCCUCCAAUUCAGUGCUGCCACACAAUACUGUUUCAGAAAAGCCAGCCACUGGCAAGGUUGGUAAAUAGAAAUUCUUAAAUAGAAAUUCCAGUGCAGAGAAAAGGAAAAAAACACAACUGCUUUGAAAAGUGAGUAUUUUUAGAUUGCAUAUGAUGGACUAGCUUGUCUGCAUUGUUAUCCUUUUAAGCCAUUAUAUAAAGCCAAAUGUAAUGUCAAGUCUAAAAGAUUACUUAACUUUCUCAUAUUCUACUGGACAUAAAGACAUUGUGUACUCUUGUGUUAUGCCAGCCAGAAGAGAAAUGGGUCAUUGUAACGUAGGUUCUAAGUGAGGCAUCUGUGCAUUAAAUGUGCAUGAUUUUGGUUUCCAUCACAUACAUUUGUGUAAGCAUUUCAAUACUGAAACUAAUCGACUAAAAAUGGCAUCAUAAAUUCAAUAAUGACUACAUAUACUAAUUGAAUGAACUGCACUUUUCUUACUAAUGGCUAGCUAUUUAGCAAGGGACUAGAUCUUAAAGAACCUUUGACCAUUGAAGAUAAAUUCAAAGUGUCUGUUAGAUAACCACUUACAUACUGUAUGUUACUCAUAAGAUAUGGGAAUCGUAUUUUAAAAAAUUCAGACUCACAGCUGCAGUAAAUUUGCCAUGAGGUCGGACUUGGAGGGGAAACACUGCACAAUAUGUAUCGACAGUAAGAAAAAAAAGUAAGUCUCACCACAUUUUCAAUUAUAUAACUAUUGUUUUGCUCAUGGUAUGUUUUGGUAUUAAUUAAUACACUUAGCUAAUGCAGGCUAUGCUGUAUUUUGAUUUUAUGGAAUGUUAUUCAGAAAUCAAACUGAGAAAAGUAUAAUUAAAUAUGGAUUUAAUGUGCAAUUACAACAACAAAUGCAGUCUAAAACAAUGACCAUAAGUCUUGUGCACUGUUUGUCUGUUCCAGAACAUGAUUUCGGUAUGUUCAGAAUUUGAUAUCUAACAUGACAAAAACACCAUACUGGCAAAAUGGCCAAAAAUAAAAAUGGUUAGCUACUGUAGCAAUUAAUCAUGUCGUAGUUAACGUUUACCAACACGCUCAAAAAUAUGCUAUGCCAGCACUCUUAUGAAAAUAUAACAAUGUAGCCAGCUAUCUAACAAAGGCCCAUCAUGGCACAGAAAUUGCAUUAUAAUUACCUAGCUAUUAUAAUUACCUAGCUAAUGGUGACAGUAUUAUGUACUAAGACCUUUGUUUUUGUUUUUUGUUUUUUUGUUUUUUGGACAUAAGGAGAAUAUUGAUUGCUUGCUAAUGAUGAAGAAAUUAGUUUGAUAUUGGCAACAUGCCUUUACUGUCAAGAACUGUGGCUUGCAGUUCAAAGAUAAAAGACGCGUACUCUCCAGAAUAUCCCUAAAGAACUUAGAACUAAACUGUCUUUGCUGGCAAUUUGCUUUGCCGUUUGUCAGAAGGCUCUUGUGAAGUGCUGGAAGAACGCAUCAUUUUAUCAUACCGUAUUCCCUUAAUUUGCUGUACAUUUUUAGAAUGUAACAGAUGUCCCAUAAUGCCUGUUUGCAUAGGGAAUGUACAAGGAUCAGCUGUGACCCUGGCACAGUGAGUUGAUUUUGUUCAUUGUUAGAUUUGUUGUGAAAAAUGUUGUGCUGUGCAUUUAAAACCACAAAAAUGUUGAUUAGGUAGAAUUAAAACAGGGCAUUGUCUUAUGUUCGGUGAAGGCCAAAUAUAAAUGACCUGGAGGAAAUAUAAACAAAUGUUGAAAUAAUAAAUACAAUUUAAAUGCAAAUUUGAUAUAUUUUUAUAGGUACAUAAGAUUGUAGCAGAAUUAUACUGAUGGAACUAGGAGUCUGAUUUUAUCAACAAAAAAAGGUGCCUGAAAUGUAUCUGCCCAACACUUAUUUAACUAAACCCCAAACUAGAUUUCAUUAAAAUAACUGAACUACUGUCAUUAGGGUAAAAGCAGCUGCUUGUGGAAAGAGGUUCUUUUCAAUAUUGGUUUGUCUGUGUUGUCAUGGUUGCAGUCUUUUCUGCUCCCUAUGCAUCAGAGAUGGUAAUAAAUAAAUUAAGCCAUUGGUCUCCAACCCUGAAACAUUGUAGUUUCAAUUCCCAUUGUAGUUUCAGUUACCUGUGUCAGUCAUUCAUUUUUGACGUUUUUUCCUGUAAUGUUUGUAUUUUACCAAAUGGUGUACAUUAAUAAUCAUAUUACUAGUACAGUAAGAAAUACAAUACAUCAGCCUUUUAACAGCCUAGGACAUACAGAUGAAGCCCCACAUAGGUUAAAAUCAGUUUACUUGCAUUAAAAGUUCCUCUACAGUACCCUAGGUCCUCUUGAAUAAUCAAUGGCCAUCAGUUGAUAGAGUUACAUUAAACUGCUGGAUAUUUGCCUGAGUGAAGAUGCUUCUAGAACACUGUAGUGUCUUUAUGAACAAUUCCCAACUGUCUCUAAUUACAUUGCCCAGCUCCUGCUGUGCAAUCUACACUGCCCAAAAAAUGUGUGCUACAAUCGUAACCGCACACAGUGUAAACGCCACACAUGUGGGAGAGAGGAUCAGACCAAGCUGCCAAGAUUAGUUCCCAAAACUCUUACUCCAUACAAUAUACACCUUCAAAACUCCCCGACAAGUUACUGGGAGUGAUGACAGCUGCCUUAUCUGACUACACAACAGAAAGUGAAGUUGGAUGUCAAGGGUUCUUACUGUAAAAUGCAAAAUGUGCCUACUUCUACCUUUUCAUUUCAAAUUCAGACCUUUCACGCAAAAAAAAAAACGUUCACGGUUUUUUUUUUUUUUCGUCAUGCAUUAGCGUGAAGCCGAAGACACAUACAAGGCAAGAGUGCUGGAGUUGACAACUGUCUUCUUUAGCAUGGCUGCGAGGGCAGUCAGGCAUAAACUUAAUUCCCACUGAUAUGGGGGAGGGGGAAUUCUUGCAUGAGACUGAGAGAAGUAUGUAUUAAAAGACUGAAGCUGUGCUUUGAAAAUUCAGAGCUGUCAUAUUUUAUUUGGUAUUAUGGCCUCACAUCAAAAAGACAAUUAAGUCUUUAUCUUAGAAAAAAAAUAAAUAAAGUGUAACAUGAAAGUCUUUGCUGUUCUGCUGAAAUAUUAUCUGUGUGUUGCCUCCACUGGAUAUAUUGGCCACAGUCUUAUUUUCAUGGAAUUGUGCGUGUGCGUUGAUUGUCUUUAACCAAACUGAGUGUGCGUAAACAGUGUGGUUCCUCUCUGUGAUAAAUGGAGGCUUCUGACAUACACAAAGACAAUCAUGCACAAACUGUGCUGCUGAGGAGAGAGAGAGAAAAAAACAGACAAAGGCUUUUGACACCGAGUGGCAUUGUGAUUGUGGCAGGACACCGCAGAAGGACAUACCGAAGUUAUAUAUUAUAGAUAAACCUUACAGUUUGUGUUGUGGCAUAAGUAUUGGCUCUGACUCUACCCCUUUGGGACAUUGGGUCAUACAUCGAUUUAACAUGCGUUCAAAUUAUGCUAUGUGGACAAAAAAAAAAAAAAAAAUCCCAGCACUGUAACAAUGUUAACGUCACCUACCUUUGUAGAUUGCAGUAAGAUCAAGAUAUGCUAAUGUUGUGCUUGUUUCUUUAUCAAUAAAAAUGCUUUUAUUUGUA